AUGCUUGCAUUCCAACAUCGCUUGCGUUCUUGCCUGGACUCCAGUACCUUGUUUCCUGUCAUCCUUCUCCUCAGCCCUCCCUCCCAUCUUUCUGUAUCUUGGAAUUAUGGUCCUCUUGCCUCCCCACCUCUCCCUUCAUCCACGUCCUUGUUCUGGAGCUCAGGUUCUGGAGCUCGGGUUCUGGAGCUCGGGUUCUGGAGCUCGGGUUCUGGAGCUCGGGUUCUGGAGCUCGGGUUCUGGAGCUCGGGUUCUGGAGCUCGGGUUCUGGAGCUCGGGUUCUGGAGCUCGGGUUCUGGAGCUCGGGUUCUGGAGCUCGGGUUCUGGAGCUCGGGUUCUGGAGCUCGGGUUCUGGAGCUCGGGUUCUGGAGCUCGGGUUCUGGAGCUCGGGUUCUGGAGCUCGGGUUCUGGAGCUCGGGUUCUGGAGCUCGGGUUCUGGAGCUCGGGUUCUGGAGCUCGGGUUCUGGAGCUCGGGUUCUGGAGCUCGGGUUCUGGAGCUCGGGUUCUGGAGCUCGGGUUCUGGAGCUCGGGUUCUGGAGCUCGGGUUCUGGAGCUCGGGUUCUGGAGCUCGGGUUCUGGAGCUCGGGUUCUGGAGCUCGGGUUCUGGAGCUCGGGUUCUGGAGCUCGGGUUCUGGAGCUCGGGUUCUGGAGCUCGGGUUCUGGAGCUCGGGUUCUGGAGCUCGGGUUCUGGAGCUCGGGUUCUGGAGCUCGGGUUCUGGAGCUCGGGUUCUGGAGCUCGGGUUCUGGAGCUCGGGUUCUGGAGCUCGGGUUCUGGAGCUCGGGUUCUGGAGCUCGGGUUCUGGAGCUCGGGUUCUGGAGCUCGGGUUCUGGAGCUCGGGUUCUGGAGCUCGGGUUCUGGAGCUCGGGUUCUGGAGCUCGGGUUCUGGAGCUCGGGUUCUGGAGCUCGGGUUCUGGAGCUCGGGUUCUGGAGCUCGGGUUCUGGAGCUCGGGUUCUGGAGCUCGGGUUCUGGAGCUCGGGUUCUGGAGCUCGGGUUCUGGAGCUCGGGUUCUGGAGCUCGGGUUCUGGAGCUCGGGUUCUGGAGCUCGGGUUCUGGAGCUCGGGUUCUGGAGCUCGGGUUCUGGAGCUCGGGUUCUGGAGCUCGGGUUCUGGAGCUCGGGUUCUGGAGCUCGGGUUCUGGAGCUCGGGUUCUGGAGCUCGGGUUCUGGAGCUCGGGUUCUGGAGCUCGGGUUCUGGAGCUCGGGUUCUGGAGCUCGGGUUCUGGAGCUCGGGUUCUGGAGCUCGGGUUCUGGAGCUCGGGUUCUGGAGCUCGGGUUCUGGAGCUCGGGUUCUGGAGCUCGGGUUCUGGAGCUCGGGUUCUGGAGCUCGGGUUCUGGAGCUCGGGUUCUGGAGCUCGGGUUCUGGAGCUCGGGUUCUGGAGCUCGGGUUCUGGAGCUCGGGUUCUGGAGCUCUGGUUCUGGAGCUCGGGUUCUGGAGCUCGGGUUCUGGAGCUCGGGUUCUGGAGCUCGGGUUCUGGAGCUCGGGUUCUGGAGCUCGGGUUCUGGAGCUCGGGUUCUGGAGCUCGGGUUCUGGAGCUCGGGUUCUGGAGCUCGGGUUCUGGAGCUCGGGUUCUGGAGCUCGGGUUCUGGAGCUCGGGUUCUGGAGCUCGGGUUCUGGAGCUCGGGUUCUGGAGCUCGGGUUCUGGAGCUCGGGUUCUGGAGCUCGGGUUCUGGAGCUCGGGUUCUGGAGCUCGGGUUCUGGAGCUCGGGUUCUGGAGCUCGGGUUCUGGAGCUCGGGUUCUGGAGCUCGGGUUCUGGAGCUCGGGUUCUGGAGCUCGGGUUCUGGAGCUCGGGUUCUGGAGCUCGGGUUCUGGAGCUCGGGUUCUGGAGCUCGGGUUCUGGAGCUCGGGUUCUGGAGCUCGGGUUCUGGAGCUCGGGUUCUGGAGCUCGGGUUCUGGAGCUCGGGUUCUGGAGCUCGGGUUCUGGAGCUCGGGUUCUGGAGCUCGGGUUCUGGAGCUCGGGUUCUGGAGCUCGGGUUCUGGAGCUCGGGUUCUGGAGCUCGGGUUCUGGAGCUCGGGUUCUGGAGCUCGGGUUCUGGAGCUCGGGUUCUGGAGCUCGGGUUCUGGAGCUCGGGUUCUGGAGCUCGGGUUCUGGAGCUCGGGUUCUGGAGCUCGGGUUCUGGAGCUCGGGUUCUGGAGCUCGGGUUCUGGAGCUCGGGUUCUGGAGCUCGGGUUCUGGAGCUCGGGUUCUGGAGCUCGGGUUCUGGAGCUCGGGUUCUGGAGCUCGGGUUCUGGAGCUCGGGUUCUGGAGCUCGGGUUCUGGAGCUCGGGUUCUGGAGCUCGGGUUCUGGAGCUCGGGUUCUGGAGCUCGGGUUCUGGAGCUCGGGUUCUGGAGCUCGGGUUCUGGAGCUCGGGUUCUGGAGCUCGGGUUCUGGAGCUCGGGUUCUGGAGCUCGGGUUCUGGAGCUCGGGUUCUGGAGCUCGGGUUCUGGAGCUCGGGUUCUGGAGCUCGGGUUCUGGAGCUCGGGUUCUGGAGCUCGGGUUCUGGAGCUCGGGUUCUGGAGCUCGGGUUCUGGAGCUCGGGUUCUGGAGCUCGGGUUCUGGAGCUCGGGUUCUGGAGCUCGGGUUCUGGAGCUCGGGUUCUGGAGCUCGGGUUCUGGAGCUCGGGUUCUGGAGCUCGGGUUCUGGAGCUCGGGUUCUGGAGCUCGGGUUCUGGAGCUCGGGUUCUGGAGCUCGGGUUCUGGAGCUCGGGUUCUGGAGCUCGGGUUCUGGAGCUCGGGUUCUUGAGCUCGGGUUCUGGAGCUCGGGUUCUGGAGCUCGGGUUCUGGAGCUCGGGUUCUGGAGCUCGGGUUCUGGAGCUCGGGUUCUGGAGCUCGGGUUCUGGAGCUCGGGUUCUGGAGCUCGGGUUCUGGAGCUCGGGUUCUGGAGCUCGGGUUCUGGAGCUCGGGUUCUGGAGCUCGGGUUCUGGAGCUCGGGUUCUGGAGCUCGGGUUCUGGAGCUCGGGUUCUGGAGCUCGGGUUCUGGAGCUCGGGUUCUGGAGCUCGGGUUCUGGAGCUCUGGUUCUGGAGCUCUGGUUCUGGAGCUCUGGUUCUGGAGCCCAGGUUCUGGAGCCCAGGUUCUGGAGCCCAGGUUCUGGAGCCCAGGUUCUGGAGCCCAGGUUGUGGAGCUCAGGUUCUGGAGCUCAGGUUCUGGAGCUCAGGUUCUGGAGCUCAGGUUCUGGAGCUCAGGUUCUGGAGCUCAGGUUCUGGAGCUCAGGUUCUGGAGCUCAGGUUCUGGAGCUCAGGUUCUGGAGCUCAGGUUCUGGAGCUCAGGUUCUGGAGGCCAGGUUCUGGAGCCCAAGUUCUGGAGCUCAGGUUCUGGAGCUCAGGUUCUGGAGCUCAGGUUCUGGAGCUCAGGUUCUGGAGCUCAGGUUCUGGAGCUCUGGUUCUGGAGCUCUGGUUCUGGAGCUCUGGAACACGCCCUGCAUAGAAAAAGAGCAGGCGGAUGGUAGGGACUGA
Closterium sp. Yama58-4 is the source of this 3429-nucleotide messenger RNA. Lineage: Eukaryota; Viridiplantae; Streptophyta; Zygnematophyceae; Desmidiales; Closteriaceae. The record is from the annotation of a GenBank genome assembly.